AUGCAGUCCUUAAGCAGUAUGCAAUACUCCCUCCUCUGCCAUUCGCCCAAGGCCAAGGCUUCACCACCUCGUGGUCCGGACCUGGCCGAGGAGAAAAGUGGCCACCAGGGCGAACAAGAAUCGCCCGAAACCGCGGGUCGUGGAACCCGGAAAGAAGCCCCAAUGGAACAUGAAGAAAUGCCCAACUACGUGGUUUUUUCUGCUCGACAAGCCGACGGUGUCAAAUUGCCAACCAUGACAAGCAACGAUCAACAUGAGCGGGUACGGAGACCGUACGGAGACCAAAGAAACACCAAUGUCUCCCAGAAGACUUCCUAG
Messenger RNA from Colletotrichum paranaense, 318 nucleotides. RefSeq lists its product as uncharacterized. The record is from RefSeq and is a predicted model, not a curated record. Bases 1 to 318 code for a protein of 105 amino acids. The transcript is spliced from 2 exons. NCBI's taxonomy places the organism in Eukaryota, Fungi, Ascomycota, Sordariomycetes, Glomerellales, Glomerellaceae.